AUGUCUUCUGAUGCGUCCCGGGAAGAGAAUGUGUACAUGGCUAAGUUAGCCGAGCAAGCUGAGCGUUACGAGGAAAUGGUUGAGUUCAUGGAGAAAGUUGCAAAGACUGUUGACACCGAGGAACUUACUGUUGAAGAGAGGAAUCUCUUGUCUGUUGCUUACAAGAACGUGAUUGGUGCUAGGAGGGCUUCGUGGAGGAUCAUCUCUUCCAUUGAGCAGAAGGAAGAAAGCAGGGGAAACAAUGAUCACGUUUCCAUUAUCAAGGACUACAGAGCUAAGAUUGAGACUGAGCUCACCAAGAUUUGCGAUGGCAUUUUGAACCUUCUCGAGUCUCAUCUCGUUCCUGCUGCUUCUUUGGCUGAGUCCAAAGUUUUCUACCUCAAAAUGAAGGGGGACUAUUACCGUUACCUCGCUGAGUUUAAGACUGGAGCUGAGAGGAAAGAAGCUGCUGAGAGCACUCUUGUUGCAUACAAGUCAGCUCAGGAUAUUGCUCUUGCUGAUUUGGCUUCCACUCACCCAAUCAGACUGGGGCUUGCUCUUAACUUCUCUGUCUUCUACUAUGAGAUACUCAACUCAUCUGAUCGCGCUUGUAAUCUCGCAAAAAUUGUGGAAGUAGAGCCUGUGGAUGCUUUUGAUGAGGCAAUCUCUGAGCUAGACACAUUGGGAGAGGAAUCGUACAUGGACAGUACAUUGAUCAUGCAGCUUCUCCGCGACAAUCUCACCCUCUGGACUUCUGACCUCAAUGAGGAAGCUGGUGAUGAUAUCAAGAAAGCCGCGAAAGAGGUGCAGAAAGAUGAUGAACAAGCCCAACCACCACCAUCGCAGUGA
This is a messenger RNA of Arabis nemorensis, 828 nucleotides long. NCBI's taxonomy places the organism in Eukaryota, Viridiplantae, Streptophyta, Magnoliopsida, Brassicales, Brassicaceae. The record is from the annotation of a GenBank genome assembly.